AUGCGGAGGAAGGAGGUCCCGAGAAUCGAACUGGGGACCUUUGGAUUACCAGCUUUAGGCUUGACCGAUCUCGCGUCUAUCAUUUCGAGUGCUGCACGUCUGCUUACUGUUGAGAAUGAGGUGACCGUCAAGGAGGCUGAAGAGAGUGUCCUUGCUGACGUUAAUACAAUCCUCGAUAGGAUAUGUCUAUCAACUCCAGAGAGUCUUUAUAGUGCAGCCAGUGCCUUUCACACGUUAACUCUAUUCGAUGGUAUAGUCAAGGACACACCAGAGAUGAUGGAGGCAGCCUCGAGGAAUUUCCUACUAGCACUUGAUCGAGACUCCAACGUGCUUCGUAGCACAGUGCCUGGUCCGGUACCCAGGAUGCGGCUGAAUAAACAGCCACCGGCUCGACGGGAGCCUCCUGAGGGGCCUGAGGAGCUUAUGAAGGUAGGCUUCAGUGCUGAGAAAGGUGAUGAUGAUGAUGAUGAGGAAGAUGUCUCUACGAUGGAUGUGGAGCUGGAAGCAGAGAAUGAGACGGAACUAGGGGAAGAGGUAGUAGUAGAGGGGAUGUCCGUCCUGGAUGCUACUUCGAUGAUGGGUCUUGGACAAGAGGAUGAGGAAGUUGUUAGGGAUGAUGAUGUUAUCCUACAUAGGCUCCAAAGAGAACGUACUACUGGGUUGAAUAAUAAGAACAGACCUGUGGCACCAGUGGAUGCAAUAGCAGCUAGGAAUAGAGUAGUUUCGGUAGUUGCGAUAGCUGUGGGUAGUUUGGGUAGAAUAUGGACACAAUUGAAUAAGGGAGAUGAGGAAGAAGGAAAGAGGAAGGACGACGAAGUGAUGGUACCACAACGUCUGGUUACACCUGUGGAGACCGAGAUGCUCUCCAAAGCGGAAGACAUUAUAACCUUUGCAUGUCCUGGUCUAACGGCACCACAGCUUGUGAACUGCUUUGAGACGUAG
Molecule: messenger RNA, 942 nt
Organism: Perkinsus marinus ATCC 50983
Lineage: Eukaryota; Perkinsozoa; Perkinsida; Perkinsidae
Exons: 7
Coding region: 1-942 (313 amino acids)
Source: RefSeq, a predicted model, not a curated record